Molecule: messenger RNA, 795 nt
Organism: Leopardus geoffroyi (Geoffroy's cat)
Lineage: Eukaryota; Metazoa; Chordata; Mammalia; Carnivora; Felidae
Gene: SPACA7
Product: sperm acrosome associated 7
Exons: 7
Coding region: 24-641 (205 amino acids)
Cellular component (GO): acrosomal vesicle
Source: RefSeq, a predicted model, not a curated record
GACCCCGCUCACGUCCUGCUGUGAUGUCACAGGACCUUGGACAUUCCAGGGUAUCCUGGAGACCAAGGUCUUCAGGGCAUGGUCUUCCUCCUUCAGCCGGAGGGAACAUGGCAGGAGACAGAGGAGUGACCUUGUUUGUCCUGCUGCUGUCCUGCUGGCACCACACGGAGCCCCAGCCCAUCAACACGACUUCAGGUACAGUCACAGGUCCAACCACUGAAAUGCCACCCAGCUCAAAAGAUCAGGAGGAUAUACCUGGAAUAUUUGAUGAAAUUCUAGUCCAAGAGAUGUUGAAUCCAAAUAAGUCAUCAGUGGCUGGAAAGCACAUGACAGCAUCAACAUUGUCAACAAAGUUGUUCAACGAUAAAAAUGACAGCAUGAAUGAGAAUUUUGAAGUUGGUGGCACUCAGAAUUAUCAUGGACUCUCCGAAAAUUCACAAUUCUCUAUUGGCAGUGAGGACAAAAUUUUCAAUAAUGAACCCAUUACUGACCAGAGUUACCAACUCGGCAAUCCUGAGGGUUACAGUGAAUCACAGUUCUCUUCUGGCGGAAAGAAUUUUAAAAAUGAUCAAUAUAAAAAAACAGUUCUGGACAAAAUCCUUCAAAACAUUGGAAAAUCUUCAGGGAGCUCUUCCCAGUAAGUGGAAGAGGAGGGUGAAGCUCCGAGGAGACGCAGAGGACGGUCAUCAAGGCCACCUGCCCCGAGGGAGCCCCCUAAGCAGGAAACUCCAGACUUCGUGAGACCCCACAGCCCCACCCUCAGGAAUAAAGAGCAUAUGUGUGCACAUACUGUUA